This is a messenger RNA of Hevea brasiliensis (rubber tree), 4001 nucleotides long. RefSeq names its product formin-like protein 1. The transcript is spliced from 4 exons. The record is from RefSeq and is a predicted model, not a curated record. Gene Ontology annotation, molecular function: actin filament binding. Gene Ontology annotation, biological process: actin nucleation; actin cytoskeleton organization. Lineage: Eukaryota; Viridiplantae; Streptophyta; Magnoliopsida; Malpighiales; Euphorbiaceae. Bases 253 to 3627 code for a protein of 1124 amino acids.
UGACCAAAAUCAAAGGACAAAGAAAAGCAAAUAUCAGCAAGUUUUCACUCCUGCAAACACAAACGCAAACAGAAUCUUAGCUGGAUGCGCCUCUCUUCACUUUCGUUGCUUUCUCUCUUUUCUGCUUCUCUUUCUUUUUUCUAUCUUCAACCCUUUCCCAUUUUCCUCCCUUUUCUCUCACUUUCCCUGGAAAAAAAAAGAAAAGAAAACACACACACACACACACUGCACUGAAACACCUUAAACCCCACAAUGCCCGCCUCCUCCUCCUCCUCCUCCUCCUUCUUCUUCAUCACAUUCUUCGUCUUUUCCUGCGCUUCCCGCCAAUUAUCCUCCACCUCCAGCCGUAGGAUCCUCCACCAACCUUUCUUUCCUCAGGACGCCAUUCCUCCUUCUCAACCGCCUUCUCCUUCUCCACCUUCUCCGCCUACUUCCCCUAAAAUCCCCUUUUCCACUGCUACCCCAAAUCAGUCCCCUUUUUUUCCUUCCUACCCUUCUCCUCCACCUCCUUCUUCUCCGGCUACAUUUGCCUCUUUCCCUGCCAAUAUCUCCUCUCUCAUCCUCCCUCAGUCCCCUCAGCCCAAACCCAAUUCCCAUAAACUCCUCGCCGUUGCAAUUUCGGCUGUCGUCUCUGCUAUUGUUGUAUUGGGUAUUUUCGUCUUUUACUAUAGCCGGCGCUGGCGACACAGUGGCUUCUCCGAUGACAAGACUUAUAGAUCGGAUAACAGUAACAGAAUGCACCCAGCAUAUGCGGAUACCACAAACAGUAACCAUCACAAGCUAAGAACCACUUCAACCAGUUCUGAGUUUCUUUAUCUGGGUACUUUGGUUAAUUCACACACCACAGAUGAAGGUUCUAAUGCUCAUGAUAAUGUCAAUGUCGAGUCAGAUCCUCCGAAAUUGGAUUCUCCGGAGUUACUCCCGCUGCCACCGCUUAACAGGCAGAGUUCCAUGCAGAAUUUCGGGAAUGGAGAAGUGGGGUCUACUGCAGAUGAGGAGGACGAGUUUUACUCGCCAAGAGGGUCUCUGGGGGGUCAAGAGAGCUCGAGCGGCACAGGAUCGGGGUCUAGAAGAUUGUUUGCGUCCGUCGGUGAUCAGGAUUUUGAUGCAAGAAGCACUGCCUCAAGCUCGUGUUCGUCUUCUACUUCGGGCUCUCCUGCUCGGUCUCAGUCACUCAGUAUUUCUCCGCCAGGAAGUAGUCCACGACCAAAAUCUCCGGAAACUAGUGUUCUUGAGGCUUCUCCAGCACCUUCUCCGCCUCCUGGCCCCCCGCCGCCGCCGCCGCCACCACCACCACUAAUGCCACUCCAUAACGAGCGGAAAUCUCCAUCGCCGUUUCCGUCUGCGUCUGCCUCCCAUCCAGAUGAAUCGCCGAGAUUAUCGUUUAACUUGGAUCGAAACGCACAGUCUCCAUCAGUGUCCUCGGCUUUGUCAUCGCCCAACAGGAGUUUGGAGAAAAGCGCAGUUGCGUCACCGCGAAUUUUGAAUGAUUUGGAUAGAAAUGUGCGGUCUCCAUCCCUGUCCCCAGCAAGGAUAUUGAAUGUUUUGGAUCAAAAUAGGCAGUCACCUUCAUUAUCCUCUGUUUCUACAUCACCUGACAGAAAUUUGGAGAAAACUCCGAUUGCUUCUCCUAGAAUAUCGAAUGCGUUGGAUCGAGAAGUGAGGUCCCCAUUUCUGUCGUCUACUUCUACGUCGCCAGAGAGAAUUUUGGAGAAGACCCCGUCUUCAAGAAUAUCAAAUUAUUUGGAUCGAAAUGUGCACUCUCCUUUAUUGUCUUCAGCUUCUACUUCACCAGGAAGAGGUUUGGAUAAGAACCCACUUGCAUAUCCCAGAAUUUCAAAUGUUUCGGAUCAAAGUAAGAGGCCUUCUUCAGUGUCUUCAGCUUCUUCAUCGCCAGGUAAAGUUUUGGAAAAAAGCCCAGAUGCAUCACCAGUAAUGACUUCGAGUGUUUUUGGUCUAAAUGCCAGAAUUAGCAGUGUUUUAGGCCAGCCUAUUUCACUUCCACUACCGCAUCCUCCACCUCCACCUCCACCACCGCCACCACCACAACAAAGGCGCUCACCAUCCCCACCACCACCACCACCACCACAACAAAGAUACGGGGGUUCUCCAGUUGCAUCAACACCGACAGGCCAACCCCUUUCCAAGCUGCCAGUACUUAUACCACCUUCAAGGUCUUUUGUAUUACAAAGCACAUCUAUGGUAUCUCCAAUUGAAUUACCACCUAGUUCUAAAACAAUUGAGGAUGUUGAGGAGACUGCCAAGCCAAAGUUGAAGCCUUUGCAUUGGGAUAAAGUUAGGGCCAGCUCUGACCGUGAAAUGGUUUGGGAUCAGCUCAGGUCAAGCUCCUUUAAAUUUAACGAGGAGAUGAUGGAAACGUUGUUUGUUGUCAACACUCCAAAUCCAAAACCAAACCAACUAACUCCACGUUCUGUUAUUCCAUCACCUAACCAAGAGAAUAGGGUAUUGGAUCCAAAAAAGGCUCAGAACGUUGCAAUUUUGCUCAGGGCACUCAAUGUGACAAUUGAGGAAGUUUGUGAAGCCCUUUUAGAAGGCAAUACCGAUGCACUUGGAACCGAACUUCUAGAAAGUUUAUUAAAGAUGGCUCCUACCAAAGAAGAAGAGCGUAAAUUAAAGGAAUAUAAAGAUGAUUCACCAACCAAGCUUGGUCAUGCUGAGAAAUUCCUCAAGGCUGUGCUUGAUGUACCUUUUGCGUUUAAGAGAGUGGAUGCAAUGCUUUACAUAACCAAUUUUGAGUCUGAGGUUGAGUACCUCAAGAGGUCUUUGGAAACCCUAGAGGCAGCCUGUGAAGAACUGAGAAGUAGUAGGAUGUUCUUGAAACUUCUAGAAGCUGUGCUCAAGACAGGGAACCGCAUGAAUGUUGGGACUAACCGUGGUGAUGCCCAUGCCUUCAAGCUUGACACGCUUCUCAAGCUUGUUGAUGUCAAGGGUGCAGAUGGAAAGACCACACUAUUGCAUUUUGUUGUACAGGAAAUUAUAAGAGCUGAAGGUGCUCGAUUUUCGGGUGCCAACCAAACUCCAAACUCCACUUCAAUUGAAGAUGCUAAGUGUAGAAAACUUGGCCUGCAAGUUGUUUCUGGUCUAAGCUCAGAGCUCACAAAUGUGAAGAAAGCAGCUGCUAUGGAUUCUGAUGUACUUAGCAGUGAUGUCUCCAAACUUUUCAAAGGCAUUGAGAAUAUCAAUGAAGUUGUGCGAUUAAAUGAAACAAUGGGGGUGGCUGAAACCAGCCAGAAAUUUUCAGAUGCAAUGAAGAGAUUCAUGAAAUUGGCUGAGGAGGAGAUCAUAAGGAUUCAAGCCCAUGAAAGUGUAGCCUUGUCUCUAGUGAAAGAGAUCACAGAGUACUUCCAUGGGAAUUCAGCGAAGGAAGAAGCUCACCCUUUCAGACUUUUCAUGGUGGUGAGGGAUUUUCUUACUGUUCUUGAUCGGGUCUGCAAAGAAGUUGGUAUGAUAAACGAGCGUACAAUAGUUAGUUCUGCCCACAAGUUUCCAGUUCCAGUAAACCCAACUCUUCCGGUUCCAGUAAAUCCAACUCUGCCACAGGAAUUAUCUGGACCCAAUGCUAGGAAGCAGUACAGUUUCUCUGAUGAUGAUAGUGCAUCUCCUUAGCAUUUAUGGCUUGUAUGAGGUUGAAUUUUUGUUGCAUUUAGGCAGAAACUGCCUAAGGUUGGUGGUUUGGGUUGGCUGGGUUUUGCAGGGGCAUGGCUGCCAGAUUCCUGUAAUUUAUUAUUUUUUGUCCGAUAUUUGUAUAAAGUUUUGGGAUUGCUUUUGUCCUAUAGAUAGUAUACGAAGAUCUUCCUUGAGAAGAACAAGGCAGAGUACUAAAUCAGGUGGAUGAUUAUUAAUGGAUAUUUCAUAUAAGCCUGAGCCUCUCAAGGACUUUUAUAGGAACAAUGCUUAAUUAUAGAAGUAAAGCUCUGAUUAUAGCAGACAAGACUAUACGAUUUCUUGUUAUAUAAAAGAAUAUGUGAUUUAUUCCACAA